Molecule: messenger RNA, 1750 nt
Organism: Homalodisca vitripennis (glassy-winged sharpshooter)
Lineage: Eukaryota; Metazoa; Arthropoda; Insecta; Hemiptera; Cicadellidae
Product: RUS family member 1-like
Exons: 9
Coding region: 229-1695 (488 amino acids)
Source: RefSeq, a predicted model, not a curated record
CCAAUCGUCUGUCAAUGUCAAUGUGUAAGUGUUGACGUCGAGUUGAGUGGAUUUUGAUUAGAUUAGAACAGCACUGUAAACAACAAUAAUUUGAUUCUUAAUUUUAUUUUGGUUUAAAAUACUCAUAAGUCAUAAGUAAAUAAUAAAUUUAUUAAUAUAACAUACACAGUUUGGAAUAUUUUAUGAUUUAUACAUUUUCAUUCUGGUCUAUAUGUUAUCACGAAUUUAAUGUUCAAUCAAUAUUCAAUUGUAAAUAUGCCACAAACAAUAAUUUAUCGAGAAAAAUACGGCAUUAAUGGACACAGCAGCGUUUAUGUAAGAAAUCCAAAAGGUGACAGCUCGUUGGUUCAGCUGAGUAAUGGGUUGGUGACACCACCUCAGCGAUCGCUUUACAAUUCUUUGGUGAACUUUUUUGUAGAAGUAUUUCUUCCUCAAGGCUACCCAGAGAGUGUUCGUGAAGAUUACUGCCGAUAUCAAAUAUGGGAUACAGUUCAGGCAUUCUGCAGUACAAUAUCCGGUAUCCUGACAACUCAUGCCAUCAUGAAGAGUGUAGGUGUCGGAGACGCGACGGCCACGGCUCUCAGUGCUACGCUCACCUGGGUUUUGAAGGACGGCAUCGGCAUGAUCGGCAGAAUUGUGUUUGCCUGGUGGAAAGGACAUGCCUUGGAUACGGACUCAAAAAAGUGGAGACUAUUUGCGGAUUUCCUAAACGAUGGGGCGAUGUGCCUUGAGCUUCUUCUUCUCCCGAUAUUUUCCAAACAUUCCAUGCAGAUCCUCUGCUUGACCACCAGCAUGAAAGGCAUUGUGGGAGUGGCAGGAGGUGCGUCACGGGCUUCCAUCACCCAGCAUCAUGCGUUACGGGGCAACAACGGGGACGUCUCGGCCAAAGAUGGCAGCCAGGAGACUUGUGUCAACUUGGUGGCUUCCUCUAUCGGGAUGGCGAUGCUCUCUUACACAGAGGAUAAAAUGAUGAUAUGGACCCUGUUCACAUCGGUCACGUUGCUCCACCUGCUGUCCAACUACAUGGCCGUCAAAUCUCUCAAUCUGGUCACGUUCAACGGGGAACGGCUGAACCGUUACAUCCGCAGCUAUCUCCUCACGGACUUGGCGUACAGUCCUAAAGAGGUCAACCGGUGGGAGUCCUGUGUCGUCGGGAUAUCUUAUAGAGACAAAGACCUGUGUGGGUUCAAGGUCAGGCUGGGCUACUCUCUGCGGCAGCUGGUGGAGUCGGGGAAGAUCGGCAGCGAGGAACUGGUCGUGAUGGCCGACAUGUUCAGGAAUCGAACUUACCUGCUGUUACCACACGUCAAGUCUCGCACGAUCUUUGUCAUGUUCAAUCCUGCCGCAAGUACGCAGGACUUCAUACAGGCAUACUUCCACAGUGUGCUGCUUGCCAUUGCGAUCUGCCACAUAGAUAAUAUCGCCCUGAACAUUUUGACGCAUUUACACCAGAGCACUGUUCUGAAAAGGAUAGAACGAGGUUGGGCUAGAACAAUCUCCUCCUCCCCAGACAAAGGUAAACAGCCUCUGGAAGCUGUGACAAUCGUUGAAGACAUCAUUGAUAAAGAGUUUCUCAAUUUCUUCGAUGGCUUGAAAACCCAAGGGUGGAGUACAGAAAGCCACAGCCUGGAGGUGGAUGAGUGGAGAGGAGAAUGGAAGGAUUCGGAUCUCAGAGAGUCUGCGAAAAACAAGUGACUUGUCAUCAACUCUCAUACUUUCUGUCAAUAAAUUGUUGAUUUUCCUUAACGUC